Messenger RNA from Thlaspi arvense, 2626 nucleotides. NCBI's taxonomy places the organism in Eukaryota, Viridiplantae, Streptophyta, Magnoliopsida, Brassicales, Brassicaceae. The record is from the annotation of a GenBank genome assembly.
AAAAAUCUAAAGUUUCUUAGCAACGAUGGUUUCUCUUAAAUUUCUCGUGUGUUGUCUUUUACUUGGUAGUUGUGCAUAUGCUACACUCGUCUCUCACGAUGGCCGAGCCAUCACCAUUGAUGGUCAUCGCCGAGUUCUUCUCUCUGGUUCCAUCCAUUACCCUAGAAGCACCCCUGAGAUGUGGCCGGAUCUUAUCAGGAAGGGCAAAGAAGGAGGUCUUGAUGCGAUCGAGACUUACGUGUUCUGGAACGCACACGAGCCUACUCGUCGCCAAUACGAUUUCUCUGGAAAUCUAGAUCUUAUUCGUUUCUUGAAAACUAUUCAAGAAGAAGGGUUGUAUGGAGUUCUACGCAUUGGACCAUAUGUUUGCGCAGAGUGGAACUACGGAGGAUUCCCUGUGUGGUUGCACAACAUGCCUGGAAUGGAAUUCAGAACUACUAACACCGCAUUUAUGAAUGAGAUGCAAAACUUCACAACUAUGAUAGUAGACAUGGUCAAGAAAGAAAAGUUAUUUGCAUCACAAGGGGGUCCAAUUAUCCUUGCUCAGAUUGAAAAUGAGUAUGGAAACGUGAUUGGAUCGUAUGGUGAAGCGGGCAAGGCAUACAUUAAGUGGUGUGCAAACAUGGCUCAGUCUCUUGAUGUUGGUGUUCCUUGGAUCAUGUGUCAACAAGAUGAUGCUCCUCAACCUAUGUUGAACACAUGCAAUGGUUAUUAUUGUGACAACUUUGAACCAAAUAACCCCAACACUCCUAAGAUGUGGACUGAGAAUUGGACCGGAUGGUAUAAAAACUGGGGAGGCAAAGAUCCUCACAGAACUACCGAAGAUGUUGCCUUUGCUGUUGCAAGAUUCUUCCAAAGAGGAGGAACUUUUCAGAAUUACUACAUGUACCAUGGAGGCACCAACUUUGAUAGAACUUCAGGUGGUCCAUACAUCACAACUUCAUAUGAUUACGAUGCUCCUCUUGACGAAUUCGGUAAUUUAAACCAACCAAAAUAUGGACAUUUGAAACAACUUCAUGAUGUUCUUCAUUCGAUGGAAAAAAUUCUCACUCAUGGAAACAUCUCCACCAUUGAUUUUGGAAACCUAGUCACGGCAACGGUUUACAAAACAGAAGAAGGAUCAAGUUGCUUCAUUGGAAACGUAAAUGAAACUUCAGACGCAAUUGUCAAUUUUCAAGGAACAUCUUACAAUGUCCCGACUUGGUCUGUUAGCAUUUUACCGGAUUGCAAAACCGAGACUUACAAUACCGCCAAGAUUAACACUCAGACUUCGGUGAUGGUUAAGAAACCGAAUCAAGCUGAGAACGAGCCUUCAACUCUAAAAUGGUCAUGGAGACCAGAGAACAUGGACAAUGUCCUUUUGAAAGGAAAAGGAGAAUCUAAAAUGGGACAACUGUUUGAUCAGAAAGUAGUUAGCAACGAUCAAAGCGAUUAUCUUUGGUACAUGACUACAGUUAAUCUCAAAGAGCAUGAUCCAGUUUGGUGCAAAAACAUGUCUCUCCGUAUUAACAGUACUGCUCACGUUCUUCACGCUUUUGUCAAUGGAGAACACAUUGGUAAUUACCGCUCUGAAAAUGGAAAGUUUCAUUAUGUUUUCGAGCAAGACGCGAAAUUUAACCCCGGUGCUAAUGUCAUAUCUCUUCUUAGCAUAACCGUUGGCCUUCCGAACUAUGGGGCCUUCUUCGAAAACGUACCGGUUGGAAUUACCGGACCGGUUUUCAUUAUCGGAAGAAAUGGUGAUGAAACCAUAGUAAAGGACUUAUCUGCUCAUAGAUGGAACUAUAAAACUGGUCUAAGCGGGUUUGAGAACCAACUCUUCAGUGCAGAAUCACCUGCUACAUGGUCAGGUGAAAGUGUACCAUUCAACCGAACCAUGACUUGGUACAAGUCUACUUUCAAGGCUCCAUUGGGAACUGAUCCAGUUGUUGUGGAUCUCUUGGGACUUGGAAAAGGUACAGCUUGGAUCAAUGGAAACAACAUUGGACGUUAUUGGCCAGCUUUUCUUUCAAGCGAUGAUGGUUGUUCCGCCGAAUGUAACUAUAGAGGAGCUUACUAUGCUGAAAAGUGUCAGACUAAUUGUGGAGAACCUACGCAAAGAUGGUACCAUGUACCUCGUUCUUUCUUAAACCCGGAUGGAGACAACACUUUGGUUUUGUUUGAAGAAACUGGAGGAAACCCAUCACUUGUCAAUUUUCAGACUACUAGAGUGGGAACUGUCUGUGCAAAUGUGUAUGAGAAGAACGUUCUUGAGCUUUCAUGCGAUGGAAAACCUAUUUCGGCCAUUAAGUUUGCCUCAUUUGGCAAUCCAGAAGGGAAUUGUGGAUCUUUUGAAAAGGGAACUUGUGAAGCAAGCAACGAUGCGGCCACUAUUCUUACCAACGAAUGUGUUGGAAAAGAAAAGUGUUCCAUUGAUGUAACCACCGAAAAGUUUGGAGCACCGGAGUGCGCUGAAUCUGUUAGAAGACUUGCUGUUGAAGCUGUUUGUUAGGUUUUCUUUUUAAAAAAGAUUUUAGGUUUUUUUUUCUUAUGUUUUUGGUGUUUCUUCUUUUUUAUCUUUUUCUAGAUUAGAUUAGAUAGGUUAGUCUUGUUAUUUUCCAAGGAUUUAGGGGCUUUCGAUCUUAGGAAC